CCUCCAGUUCUAACACACGGUCACACUGCAGACAUUGCAAAUAUUUUAGGAAAACUAUUUCGUUGCAAUUUUCAUUUGCCUCCACGGGGAAUAAGGGAAUUCAGUGCAAAUGGUAAGCGUGGCGGCGGAGACACAGAAAGGAACACCUGUCCGAUUGGAAAAGCAGCCGACGGCCAUUUUUUGCUAGCUAAGACGUGACUGUUGGCCCGAAAGCCGAGCCAGUGCAGCGCACAUUCACACACCACCCAUCAGUCAAACCCACAUCCUGGUCAUAUACACGCAUACACCGAGAGCGAGAUGUCCGAGAAGAACCUGAAGGUGGGCGCCCGCGUCGAGCUGACCGGCAAGGAUCUGCUCGGCACGGUGGCCUACGUGGGCAUGACCAGCUUCGCCGUCGGCAAGUGGGUGGGCGUCGUGCUGGACGAGCCCAAGGGCAAGAACAGUGGCUCCAUCAAGGGCCAGCAGUACUUCCAGUGCGAUGAGAACUGCGGCAUGUUCGUGCGUCCCACGCAGCUGCGCCUGCUGGAGCCGGCUCCUGGCAGCAGGCGCAGCAUCGAAGAUGUCAGCGGUGCCACGCCCACGGCUGCCCAACCCACAAAGGCGCGGCUGAGCAGUUCGCGCACCUCGCUCUCCUCCAGCCGCCAAUCGCUGCUGGGCUCUCGCACCCAGUUGACCAACUCUCUGAGUGAACGCACUGCCUCCAGCAGCAGCAUUGGCCCCAGGAAAUCUCUGGCCCCGCAAAGCAGCAAGGAUAAGGAGUCCUCCAGCACUUCGUUGGCAGAGGGAGCACCAGCUGCCGGUGGCAACGGAGCCGGUUCGCAUGCCUCCUCCAAGCGGGCUUCCUUCGUGGAGACUGGUUUCCUGGAGAUACUGAAGCCUCAAUUCACGCCCUCGCAGCCUCUGCGCUCGCCCUCUUUCACUAUGCCCUCCAACUCCAGUGCCGAAGACAAGACCGCCCUGUUGGAGGCGCAAAAAACAAGCGCCGAACUGCAGGCCCAACUGGCUGAUCUCACCGAGAAGCUAGAGACUCUCAAGCAGCGCCGUAACGAGGAUAAGGAAAGGCUGCGGGAGUUCGACAAGAUGAAGAUUCAAUUUGAGCAGCUGCAAGAGUUUCGCACAAAGAUCAUGGCCGCCCAGGCUUCGCUGCAAAAGGAGCUGCAACGCGCGAAGCAAGAGGCCAAGGAUGCAAUAGAAGCCAAGGAGCAGCAUGCUCAGGAAAUGGCAGACCUCUCGGACAACGUGGAGAUGAUCACUCUGGACAAGGAGAUGGCCGAGGAGAAGGCCGACACGCUUCAGCUGGAGCUGGAGUCCUCUAAGGAGCGUAUUGAAGAGCUGCAGGUGGAUCUAGAGCUUCUGCGCUCCGAGAUGCAGAACAAGGCGGAGUCCGCCAUCGGUGGCAUCUCCGGCGACGGCGAUUCCCCCGCCCUCUCCACCUAUGAAUUCAAACAGCUGGAGCAGCAGAACAUUCGCCUGAAGGAAACGCUGGUGCGCCUGAGGGAUCUCUCAGCCCACGACAAGCACGACAUCCAGAAGCUGAGCAAGGAGCUGGACAUGAAGAGAUCCGAGGUCGCCGAACUGGAGCGCACCAAGGAGAAGCUUAGUGCCAAGAUCGAUGAACUGGAGGCCACAGUGGCCGACUUGCAGGAACAAGUCGAUGCUGCACUUGGAGCCGAGGAAAUGGUGGAGCAGCUGGCCGAGAAGAAAAUGGAGCUGGAGGAUAAGGUAAAGCUGCUCGAGGAGGAAAUCGCUCAGUUGGAGGCUCUGGAGGAGGUACACGAGCAGCUGGUCGAGAGCAACCAUGAACUGGAGCUGGAUCUGCGCGAGGAACUGGACUUGGCCAAUGCGGCCAAGAAGGAGGUGCUGCGCGAACGAGAUGCAGCCAUCGAGACCAUCUAUGAUCGCGACCAGACCAUCACAAAGUUCAGGGAACUGGUGCAGAAGCUGAACGACCAACUAACUGAUUUGAGGGAUCGCACUUCCAGCAACGAAAAGGAGUCACUGCAGGAUCCCAGCUUGAAGCUGGCCACGGAAACCAUCGACUACAAGCAGAUGUUUGCCGAAUCGAAGGCCUACACGCGAGCCAUCGACGUUCAGUUGCGCCAGAUUGAGCUCAGUCAGGCCAACGAGCAUGUCCAGAUGUUGACCGCCUUCAUGCCUGAAUCAUUCAUGAGCCGCGGCGGCGACCACGACUCCAUCUUGGUGGUCCUGCUCAUCUCACGCAUUGUCUUCAAGUGCGGCAUUGUCGUUUCGCAAACGAGGGAGCGUUUCCCAGCCGUGGAGGCGAUCACCAGGGAGGCGGUGACCCAGGGCCAUGCUGUCCAGCAGUAUGCUUUCAAGUGCCGUCUGCUGCACUACGUCCACAGCCUGCAGUGUGCCCUGCAUCAGAUUCUGUACGGACUCAAUAGCUGCCAACCGGACACCCUCCUGAGAGCCGGAAGCUCCUUGCCCGAAAUGGUGGCCCAAGAAAAGAUAGUGGACGGCAUCAUUGAACUGCUGAAAUCCAACCAGCUGGACGAGAACAGUACCACGGAUAACAUUGAGAAAUGUGUGGCCUUCUUCAACGCCAUGAACUCCGUGUUGCUGGCUGGAGAACAGCUCCUCAACGAGAUCCAGAUGAUUCGCGACUGUGUGGCUUCCCUGGGAGCAGCUUGUGAGAGCAUUCUCAGCGAUACGGCCAUCGCCAAGGUGAUUAUCCAGGAGGCGGGAGCCACCAGCGACUCGGUGCUGCUGAUACAAUUCCUCAACGAGAACAUGGAAAGCGUGCGGCAGCAGGUUAAGUUGAUCAAACGCCGCCUGCCGAACGACCAACAUGUGAUCAAGAGCGGUCUGUCGCAGCACAAAGUGGAGGCGAUGCGUGGACUGGCCCAGAACAUCAGCCGCAUUAUGUCGGCCAUGCACCAGGCCACCAAGCAAUCCCUGGCCACCAUUGUCACCACCAUCGAAAGCGACAAUGCAGCGGAGCAUACGCUGCCCCAGGAAAAGUACUGGGCCCUGCUGUCCGCCGCGUGCGAACGCAUAUACGAGCAGGAUGACCGUGGACCAACGCACAACUUUAAGACCUUGCUGGCCCAAGCUAACUCCGAUCUGCAGCACAUUGCCCAACACCUGCUGGACAAGGAGUACGAGAUCAUCUCGGCAGCCAACAAUGCCGGUGCUCAACAGAAAUCGGGUGCCCACAGCACACCCAUCACUCAGCGGGCACAGCUGAUCAAGAAACAAUUGGAGCAAAAGAACGUGCUAGCCGCCACGCUGGAAAAUCGCGAGGCGGACGUGAAACAACUGAAGAUGGCCGCCAAGAUGAAGCAGAACGAGUUGAGCGAAAUGCAGAUCCGCAAGGAUCUCGCCGAGAAGAAGCUCAGCGUGCUGCAGAACGAGUACGAGCACGCGGUGGACAAGUGGAAACAGCAGUACGAAGAGACGCGCCAGCAGCUGCUGCUGAAGGAGAAGGAGUUCGAGGAGACGAUGGACCACCUGCAAAGCGAUAUCGACGCCCUGGAGAGCGAGAAGAGCGAUCUGCGCGACAAGCUGAAGUUGAAUUCGAGCACAGGCAAGGUUCAGUCGGGUUCGGACUCGCACUCCCCGCACAAUAUAUCGGUCACUGGCUCUACGUCCAGUGCUCCGGGCAUAGCCAAUGUCUCCUACACUGCUCCUGCGGGCACCGCUCCAGUUGUGGCGGAGGAGGUGCAGCUGCUGAAGAACGCCUUCAACCAGGAGCGCAACGAGCGACUGCGACUGCAGGCUCAAGAUAUGCGGGCCAAGCUGUCUCAGUUUGAGCCCCUAUAUGUGCCGCAGCCCCAAGAUCAGCGCAUCACCGCCCUGGAGUCGGAGCUGACCAGGAUGAAGCACGCCUGGGUGCUGUCCCUGUUGCAGGUGCGCUCUCAGGAUUCCGUGAACGCCGGAACACGCAUCGACACGGUGGCCCUGCAAAGGCGCAACCAGCCAGUGCCCCUCAAGGGGGAGAUCAGCUCGAAAGCCUCGCAGCUGGCCUCCGACAUCCUGGCAGAGUAUCUGCAACGGAAGCCACAUCGCGCCGCCCACGGACAGUUCGCCUCCUUUCCCACCGUCGAUGUGAAGCGCGUGCUGCAGAUUUAAAUGGGAUUUUUAUCAUGGCAAAGGGCUCGCGGCCAGGGGCAAUCUGAAUAGAUCAUAAUGUUAUUUGUACUGCUAGCACAAUUUCGGAUCGGGGGCAAUCCUCCCUUGCACAAGCAGCUUCCCCAAAAACCCAGAGCACACAACUCCUCAAGACUCCCUGCUCCUGUGAUGAGACCUAAACGCGAUAGCUAAACAAAGAGCAACUGAGAAAUUAUAACACUACACUUAAUUUAUGUUUUUGUAUAAAGAUUAUAUUCCUAUUGUAAUAAUAACUUUGUGUUUAACUCCAACAAAAGCCUGUUUCGAAACUAAACUCAAGCGAACUAAUACCGGUAUUAUCUAUGAAGUCUAUGGCAGGGGAGAAAUAUGCGAAAGACACAACUAAACCAGAGAAACAAAUCUAAUUUGCAUACAUGAGAAUAAUAAAUAUACUAUAUAUAAAGUAAAUAUAUUUUGCUGAUGUUGUAUAACUUA
Messenger RNA from Drosophila biarmipes, 4566 nucleotides. It is a transcript of the gene DCTN1-p150, whose product is annotated as dynactin subunit 1. The transcript is spliced from 4 exons. Gene Ontology annotation, biological process: nuclear migration; establishment of mitotic spindle orientation. NCBI's taxonomy places the organism in Eukaryota, Metazoa, Arthropoda, Insecta, Diptera, Drosophilidae. Gene Ontology annotation, cellular component: kinetochore; microtubule associated complex; axon. The record is from RefSeq and is a predicted model, not a curated record. The coding region runs from base 298 to 4092 and encodes 1264 amino acids.